Durusdinium trenchii is the source of this 1343-nucleotide messenger RNA. NCBI's taxonomy places the organism in Eukaryota, Dinophyceae, Suessiales, Symbiodiniaceae. The record is from the annotation of a GenBank genome assembly.
CUUUCCUUUGCGUAUCCUUUGCUCAUCUUGUCGCCAUUGUUGACAUGACAUCGCCCACGCUUAGUGGGUUAGCAGGGCUGCUUGCCAGCAUGGCAUCAGUCGUUUUGCUGUAUCCACUGGAUCAAGCAGGUGUCAUCUCACAAGCAAGCGGUGAACAUGCCAGCCUCUUCUCCCUCUUUAUGGAAGACUUAUUUCGAGGACUGGGCAGUCAACUGCAGGCGACCGGCUUUUCCUAUUUCGUGUAUUUUGGUGUCUACACUUCCCUGAAGACUCGCUUCCGUAGACCGCAGUUGCCACAAAGCCUUGCAGAUCUCCUGGCAGCUAGUCUUGCUGGCAUGCUGGGUGUUAUGCUCAGCAACCCUCUUUGGGUAGCCACAACUCGCUUGAAAAUUGGCAAGGCGACCGGCGCAGGCCUGUGGGAGGAGAUUGCCUACAUCAUUGUUGAGGAGGGCACUGGAGCUUUGUGGAAUGGAGUAUCUUCUUCAAUACUCUUGGUGGCAAAUCCAGCGAUCCAGUUUGUGAUCUACGACCUGUUAAAGCGGAAUGUUUGCAAACAGCCAGCACCUACAGCGUUGGAAGCUUUCUUGGCGGGUGCGGUGGCCAAGUCAUGUGCCACCUGUACCACGUAUCCAUUGCAAGUAGCACAGACUCGACAGCGCGUAAAUCGACAUGCCAAAGGGAUGUCUGACAGCAUCAUCGACUGUCUCUUGGAAGUGGUCGUGGUCAGCGGCUUUACGGCCCUCUAUGCUGGAAUUGAAGCAAAGCUCCUACAGACGGUGCUGAACUCUGCAUUGAUGUUUAUGUUCUAUGAGAAGCUGCUGGGGUUGUUGGUGGCCGCUCACUUGCAGCUGCUCAGCGCGUGGAGGCAUCGCAGGCUGAAACGGCCAACUCGGGUGAGCCAUGUCAACUGAGAAGUGCAGUGAGAAAAGUCUCACUUAGGCUAGCGAGGCUUGAAACAUUCGGGCUUGCUUUGGGGAACGCGAGCAGAGACCCGCUUUGGAAUGGGCUUUGGCCAGAGCUUGUCAGACUUGGCAGGGCUCUGUGUCGUUGGAUGACCUCCAAGCACUGGAGAGCGUUGUUUUACGCUAUUUUCGGAUUUACUUCAAAUUUACUAUAUAUACUUAGACUAGCGACUAGAAUGUGCAGAGGCACUGUCCAUGCCAACACAAGGCAUACGGGCACACUCUGCUGGUCCUGUGCCAUACGAGCACCGGACUGCAUCUUUCCGCACGCUUGCCUUUCUGAUCCAGAAGGACCUGGAGGCGGACAGCCGUGCCGGACAUGCCGCAAGCUACAACCCAUAUUGUCAAAGCACACCUCACCAAGAAAACAAGAGUUGCAGG